UUCGCUUCCCUCAUAGAGCUUUUAAGAUCUUCCUCUUCUCCAUUUCUUUAAUAUUUUCUUCUGCUUUGCUUUGCCUAUUCAUUCCAAAUGGCCAGCGUUGAGGUUCAACCAACAGCAACAGCAUUGCCGGAGAAGGAGACAGCAGAGGUAACCCUGGUUCACGAGACACCAAAGGAGGAGACAAAAGCAGAGGAAGCAACAACAGAAGCUCCUAAAGCCGCCGAGCCUGAAGCUGAUACCAAAGAAGCCAAAGUUGAUGAGGAAGCGAAGCCAGCCGCCGCUGAUGAUACGAAAGAAGAGACUGCAGAGACGAAGGCCGAAACAGUUACAGAAGAAGUAAAAGAAGACACGGCAGAACCCACGUCGGAAGCACCAGCAGCAGAGGAGGAAAUUGCUGAAAAAGCAGAAGAAGUUACCGUUGGAAAGGCUGAGGAGUAGAGAAGGGGAUAAGGAGUGUUGUGUUUCAUCUCCUGCGUCUGUUAUUUGUUUACUGCAACUAUAGAAGAUGGAUGUGAGAUGUGGAGUUUUGUUUUUCUUUCUUUUCGCUCUAUUUGGGGUUUGA
Molecule: messenger RNA, 562 nt
Organism: Hibiscus syriacus
Lineage: Eukaryota; Viridiplantae; Streptophyta; Magnoliopsida; Malvales; Malvaceae
Product: major latex allergen Hev b 5-like
Exons: 2
Coding region: 88-438 (116 amino acids)
Source: RefSeq, a predicted model, not a curated record